AUGCUCGUCUCAUCUCUUCUCGCCCUCACUGCGGCAACCGCUGUCGCCGCCCACGGAUCCGGCCACCCCCAGAAGCACGCCGCCGCAGCCCGCCGCAUGCGUGACUCUGAGCCUGAGCUCGACCUCCGUUCCGAGCCCAAGCUCCAGAAGCGUUCCUUCUCCGGACGCGGUACCUGGUACGAUGUCGAGGAGCGCAUCUGCGCGUGCGGUGACUGGCACAAGAACUCUGAGCACGUUGUCGCCAUGAACACUGCCCAGUACGGCAACGGCUACCCGUCGGACCAGUGCUGGAAGUACAUCACCGUGCAGGCCAACGGUAUCACUGUCAAGGACGUCAUGGUCGUUGACGAGUGCCCUCUCCCGCCCGAGGCCAACUGUACGACCGACGGCGACAUUGACCUCUCGCGUGGUCUCUUCAAGGUCUUCGCCGACUGGAACGUCGGUGUCCUCGACGCGACCUGGUGGUGGCAGGACGGCCACGAGGGCGGCGACGGCGGCGACAAGCCCAAGUCGUCGUCCACCUCUGAGUGGCACGAGCCCUCGACCUCAAGCGAGCAGCCCACCUCGACCUCGACUUCCGAGUGGCACGAGCCGUCCACCAGCUCCGAGUCGCCUUCGCCUUCUCCUGAGCCCUCGCCUUCGCCGUCUCCCUCGCCUUCGCCCUCGUCCUCGUCCACGACCUCGUCCACCUGGUCCGAGACGAGCAGCAGCGCCUCCUCCUCGUCUGCCAGCAGCAGCUGGUCGUCUGCCGUUCCCUCAAGCUCGGCGUUCAACUCGACGCUCCUCUCGUCCUCGACCUCGGCCAACCUCACCUCGCUCACGAGUACGACCGCCAACCUGACCGCGUCGCUCACGGCCAGCACGAACGCGAGCGCUACCGGCGCCGCCCUCGGACUCGGCCUCGGCGAGCAGCCCGGAGACGCGCCCCUCGACAUUGAGACGCCCGGCGCCGGCGCCAGCGGCGUCCUCGCCGGUGUCAACCGUAUCGUCGCGGCCUAUGGCCAGCUCAUCGCCCGCGCCGCUAGGGGAUAA
Molecule: messenger RNA, 1032 nt
Organism: Trichosporon asahii var. asahii CBS 2479
Lineage: Eukaryota; Fungi; Basidiomycota; Tremellomycetes; Trichosporonales; Trichosporonaceae
Exons: 2
Coding region: 1-1032 (343 amino acids)
Source: RefSeq, a predicted model, not a curated record